Molecule: messenger RNA, 1145 nt
Organism: Lachancea meyersii CBS 8951
Lineage: Eukaryota; Fungi; Ascomycota; Saccharomycetes; Saccharomycetales; Saccharomycetaceae
Source: the annotation of a GenBank genome assembly
AUGAAGAAUUUUAGGACCUCUUGCAUUCAUGCCGAUGACCCAUUGAACAGGGUACCCGAUGUUGUCUCACCAAUCAAUGUCAGUACUACGUUUCGUUACGAUAACGAAAGUUUGAGAGGAGGUGCACCAGAGGCCAAUGAAGCGCACGUAUACUCAGAGAAAGUCACCCAAAUGCUGAUCGUCUGGAGGCAGUUUUAGCUGCUGUCUUAGGAGGUCCGUCUGUAGCUUAUGCGUCGGGUCUUUCAGCUUAUUAUGCGAUUUUGACGAAUGUAAGUCCGACGAGACUGUUUCUCACCGACUGUUACAAAGGCUGUCAUCUAGCUGCUAAGCUUUUCUCGAAAGUGAGUGGUAUGCAAAUUUGUGACUUUGCUCAAAUCGAAGAGAGCUGUCGCGCCGGUGAUCUGGUUCAUAUCGAGGAUCCUAGCAACCCAUAUGGAGAGAGCUCAAAUGUCGCGGAGUUGGUAAAAGCAGUACACCAAAAAGGCGGUCUUGUUUUAAUCGACUCCACACUAGCCCCUCCUCCUUUACGGGAUCCUUGGAGUUUGGGUGUAGAUAUUGUUAUGCAUUCAGGGACCAAAUACCUGGGAGGUCAUUCGGAUCUGCUAAGUGGAGUUAUCUGCACUAAGGAUCAUGUUCGCGCUGCAGAAUUGAGAGCCGAACGUGUCAUAUUGGGGACUAUACCUUCAAGUGUUGAAAGCUUUCUGCUAUUGAGGUCUUUGCGAACCCUGGAGGUAAGAGUUAAACAGCAAUCCGAAAACUGUGUCAAACUGGUCAAAUACCUGAAAGAACACUCGGAGAAAGCAGCUGAUGUAUUGUCCAGCGUCCGCCAUGCAACUUUACAGCCAGAGGAGCACGUAAGAGUGCAAAACAGUGGCGGUUACAGUCCUGUCUUUUCCAUUACUUUGAAAAGCCCUGAUCAGUGUGUCGAGCUCCUGAAGAGACUCAAGGUGUUCCAACAUGCUACAUCGAUGGGUGGUGUAGAGUCCUUAAUCGAGUGGAGGUGUCUGAGUGACCCAGCCAUUGAUAAUACACUGCUGAGAAUAUCCGUGGGUAUAGAAAACGUUGAGGAUCUGAUCGCUGAUCUACAGGGGGCUUUGACCUACUUGCAAGAUAAUCCUUUGAAAAACGGCGAGACUCGAAGGUGA